AUGAUCCUAUUCCGUGCGCUGCCAGUCAAACAGUCGUUUGCACACUUCCAACUCACGCCGAGUACUACCAGUGCUCCGCCGCUCGCCGAAUCCAGCUCACGCCCGGCCGCGAUGCGCCCGCACGCCACGGGCGUCGAGAAGGCGACCGUGCCGUACGGCUCCUGGGAUUCGCCGAUCAGCGCCGCCGCCGUCUCCUCCGCCGGGAAGACCGUCGAGGGGCUCGCCGUCGCCGGCGACGGCCGGCUCCUCUGGGUCGAGACGCGCCCCGAGGAAGGAGGACGCGCGGUUCUCGUGAAGGAAGGGGCGGGCGCAGACGGCAGAGGUUCGGAUGUGACGCCGCAGGAGUUCGCCGUGCGGUCCCUGGCGCAGGAGUACGGCGGUGGCGCGUUCGCCGUGCAGGGGGAUGUCGUCGUGUUCUCCAAUUACAGCGACCAGCGCCUGUACAAGCAAACCGUCGGAGAUAAUUCACCACUACGUCUGACACCGGAUUAUGGUGGAUCGGUUGUCCGCUAUGCAGACGGUGUCUUUGACCCUCACUUCAAUCGUUAUGUCACUGUAAUGGAAGAUCACCGCAAGAAUGGCUCAAAUCCCAUCACAACAGUUGCUGCUGUGAGCACAAGUGUUGAAGAUGUUAAUGCACCAACUGUGCUGCUCAGUGGGAAUGACUUCUAUGCCUUUCCACGCAUUGAUCCAACUGAAAAACGCAUGGCAUGGAUUGAAUGGAGUGACCCAAACAUGUCAUGGGAUAAAGCAGAACUAUGGGUUGGAUAUUUCUCCAGCAAAGGAGAGGUGGAAAAACGUAUUUGCAUUGCUGGUGGAGACCCAAUGAUAGUAGAAUCUCCUACUGAACCCAAGUGGUCUUCAAAAGGUGAACUGUUCUUCAUAACUGACCGACAGAGUGGAUUUUGGAAUAUUUAUAAAUGGGAUGAGCAGAGCAAUGUGGUCGUGCAAGUGUACUCACUUGAUGCUGAAUUCUCGAAGCCAAUGUGGGUUUUUGGUGUCAGCUCCUAUGCUUUCCUCGGAAAUGACGACCAGAGUCAGAAAAUAGUUUGCUGCUACAGGCAGAAUGGGAAGUCAUAUGUUGGGUUGCUGGACCAUGAUUCAGGGUCAUUUUCAAAAAUUGACCUUCCCUUCUCUGCUGUAACUAACAUAGUUUCUGCAGAUGGAUCUUUCUAUGUUGAAGGUGCAUCUGCUAGUCUUCCAGUAUCGAUAGCAAAGGUGACACUAGAUGAAAAGAGAACAAUGGCAACUGACUUUUCUAUAGUUUGGUCCUCCUCAGAGGACAUAAAGAAAUAUACACCCUACUUUAGUUUGCCUGAAUUUAUGGAGUUCCCAACCGUAAUCCCUGGCCAGCAUGCUUAUGCUUAUUUCUAUCCUCCAUACAACCAUACUUUCCAAGGUUCAUCAGAUGAGAAGCCUCCGUUAUUGGUCAGAACCCAUGGUGGACCUACAGAUGAAGCACGUGGGAUUCUUGAUCUUAGUGUGCAAUACUGGACGAGCCGAGGAUGGGCAUUCGUUGAUGUUAACUAUGGGGGAAGUGCAGGCUAUGGGAGGGAGUAUCGAGAGAGGCUUUUAGGGCAAUGGGGUGUUGUGGAUGUAAAUGAUUGCUGCAGCUGUGCUACAUUUCUGGUGGCAACUGGAAGAGUAGACGCGCAACGACUCUGUGUAACAGGGGAAUCUGCUGGUGGAUUCACAACUUUAGCUUGCCUUGCUUUUAGACAGACGUUCAAGGCUGGUUCUUCUUUAUACGGGAUUGCUGACUUAGCUUCAUUAAGGGCAGGCAUGCACAAGUUUGAGGCGUACUAUAUUGACAACCUUGUGGGGAAUAAGCAGGCUUACUUUGAGAGGUCGCCAAUAAACUUCGUUGAGAGAUUUACAUGUCCGGUCAUUUUGUUUCAAGGAUUGGAUGACCCGGUUGUAUCACCAGAUCAGGCAACAACGAUAUACAAGGCUAUAAAGGACAAAGGUCUGCCUGUUGCUUUGGUUGAGUAUGAAGGGGAACAACAUGGUUUCCGCAAGGCUGAGAACAUCAAGUUUACCUUGGAGCAGCAGAUGAUGUUCUUCGCAAGAUUGGUGGGGCACUUCAAGGUGGCAGAUAACAUUGCUCCAAUCAAGAUAGACAAUUUUGAUAAAGCCUUGUGA
Messenger RNA from Triticum turgidum subsp. durum (durum wheat), 2142 nucleotides. The record is from the annotation of a GenBank genome assembly. Lineage: Eukaryota; Viridiplantae; Streptophyta; Magnoliopsida; Poales; Poaceae.